AUGUCCUACCUCGAUUCUCCACCAGCGUCUCCGCUCAAUGAAUCUACAGAAGCUCCAUCGGCAACGCUAGAAGAGUCCCUGACCUGUCGGAUCAUCCAAAAACGCUCGAGAAAACGAGUACUUGAAGAUGACUCGCCGCCGACUCCUCCUAGCCCGUCAAAAACUCCUCCUCCCUCUUCCGAUCCUCGUCCGGUCAUCGUCUCUGCCAAGCGAAGGCGAAUUCACGAAGAGCCAAAGGAGAAAUCCCGCGAAGUGCUGAACUUUGAGAAAUGCAUCGCAGUCGGCCACUGGAGCUCCGUCUUUGCUCGUUUCUCUAGCCAGCUGAGCACGAAUACAUCUUUGCUAGAAGGCGUCGAUGUCAACCUCUACGACAAGUCUGGCCACACCGCUCUUCUGGCCGCAUGUGCUCUUGGAGAUGCCAAACUCGCCAAGACCUUGGUCAAAUUGGGCGCGCGGCUGGACCUGACAAGCCUCCAAGGAUGGUCGGUUUGGCACUACGCCGUCCGAAAGCCGCUCGUUAUGGUGACACUGCUGGACUUUGUCUACCCCCGAAUGAGCUGA
Oikopleura dioica is the source of this 561-nucleotide messenger RNA. The record is from the annotation of a GenBank genome assembly. Lineage: Eukaryota; Metazoa; Chordata; Appendicularia; Copelata; Oikopleuridae.